This is a messenger RNA of Fusarium verticillioides 7600, 1309 nucleotides long. RefSeq lists its product as hypothetical. The record is from RefSeq and is a predicted model, not a curated record. Lineage: Eukaryota; Fungi; Ascomycota; Sordariomycetes; Hypocreales; Nectriaceae. Gene Ontology annotation, molecular function: iron ion binding; 2 iron, 2 sulfur cluster binding. The transcript is spliced from 2 exons. The coding region runs from base 1 to 1173 and encodes 390 amino acids.
AUGUUGACUCUCGGCACACUCAUCUUCUUCGCCGUAGCGGCUGCCAUCGCCCUCGUCGUCAAGACACUAUCUAAACCGCAAAAGGAAAACCUUAUCUCAAGAGCCAUCCCCGCUGCUGCACCCCUCACUCAACCCCUCCCUUCAACAUGGUACAAGUCAGACGACAUCUACGAACUUGAGCGAAGAGCCAUCUUCUCAAAGAAAUGGAUCCUGCUCACUCACAAGAUGCGCUUCGACCAGACCGGCGCAUGGGUUCGAUACGCUGAAGCUGGUUUCGACUUCUUCCUCAUCCGAAAUGCAGAGGGUACCAUCAGGGGCUUUCACAACAUCUGUCGUCACCGUGCUUUUCCCGUCGUUGUCAAGGAUAAUGGCCAGAACAACGUCUUGUCCUGCAAGUAUCACGGUUGGUCUUACGGUAUGAACGGUCAGCUUGCCAAGGCUCCUCUGUAUCAGGACCUCCCCGGUUUUGAUCGCUCCAAGAACGGCCUCUUCCCUCUUCACACUCACGUCGAUGCCAAGGGCUUCGUCUGGAUCAACAUGGACGCCAAGGCUGUGCCUGAGAACCCAUGGAGCGAGGAGCUCAGCCAGACAGCGAACCACGGAUCUUUCAACUUUGACGACUACAAGUUUGAUCACGUCAAGCAAGACACAAGCAGCUUCAACUGGAAGACCUUGGCCGACAAGUCUUGCACUGGUAGCAACAUUGAUAACUUUGAGAACACCGCCGAGAAGAAAUCUGUUGUCAACGAUUUUUUCUUCCCCAACGCCUCCAUGACCCUCUCUCCUCAUUUCUUCUUCCUCUUGCGAUGUGUCCCUACAUCAGCCACAAAGUCCCAACUACAAUAUGAAGUUUACCGCCACAAGAACGCCACCGAAUCCGACUUCAAGAAGGUCGAAGAGAUUCUCCAGCAGACAGCCAGCGAGCAAGAAGCCCCCGCCGAGAAGAAUCUCCGCGCCGGCGUCCUCGUUGACCAAACCCCCCUUCAGUUCCAGAACCAAGUGUAUCAACUAGUCGAGCACCACCGCAAGCUCGAGGGUGUCGCUGGUCGUGAGAUUCGACCCGCUCAGCAGAUUCUUGACAAGUCUGCUACCAAGACUGAGCAAGAUGAGAGUCUCUACUCUUCCUGCUCUGGUCUCUCAUGUGGUAAAAUAGGCAAGGAUCUUGCUUGGUAAUCUUGGAGUUUGUAAAAAUAGAAUCGGCGUAUAGAUGGAGUGGUUUUUGCAUAUAAGGUUACAGACGGUAUAGAGGGAAGAUCUAUAUGGACAGCGUCUAGUGACCGGGCUUUUAGUUUAAUAGCAUGGUUAUGAU